Pygocentrus nattereri (red-bellied piranha) is the source of this 5251-nucleotide messenger RNA. It is a transcript of the gene pard3bb, whose product is annotated as par-3 family cell polarity regulator beta b. The record is from RefSeq and is a predicted model, not a curated record. Gene Ontology annotation, biological process: establishment of cell polarity; intracellular protein localization; cell adhesion. Gene Ontology annotation, cellular component: adherens junction; apical junction complex; cell cortex. Gene Ontology annotation, molecular function: phosphatidylinositol binding; protein binding. Lineage: Eukaryota; Metazoa; Chordata; Actinopteri; Characiformes; Serrasalmidae. The transcript is spliced from 24 exons. The coding region runs from base 456 to 4022 and encodes 1188 amino acids.
GGGGUCGAGGAGCAAAAAUAGCAACCGGUGCGCUGGCCCUUUAACAAAGUUCCAGUGCGUGGCCCUGCACAGUUUAGGAGAGGAGAAGGGUGCAGGACAGAGGAGGGCUGGAAUGGCGAAACGACUUCAUCAUACAGAAAACUCUGACACAGAGGAGUCCCUCGGUUGAUGGAAGUCGUUGUAAACGCCUGUUAGUGUGGACAGUGAAAAAGCUUCCAAGGAGUAAAUAACAGGAUGCUAACUGGUGCUUAGCCAGCCAACUCGGAUCCGAGUUUUUUACCGCUCUGACUCAAAAGCCGCCUGCCUGCCUCCUCCUGCCUCUCCGUCUUUUCAAGGAAUUCUGUGCUCUCUAACCAACCCCAGCCUGCUGAAGCUGAAGAGUGUUUGCAGGAGUGCAGCUCCUGAGUGUGGAAGCACCUGUUGCUGCUGAACUGGACGGCACAUUUGGACACAAGAUGAAGGUUACAGUAACGUUUGGACGGACCGGUGUGGUCGUGCCAUGCAAGGAAGGCUGGACAGUCCGGGACCUUAUUCAGCAAGCCACACAAAGAUAUAGAAAAUUACUUGAACAGGAGGGAGACUUCCUGGUGCGGACCCACCAUGUUGAAUACUGUGAUGGGGGAAUUCUGGAUCCUGAUGAUGUGCUCUCUGACCUGGUGGAAGAUAAGGACAAGCUGAUCGCAGUGUACGAGGAGCAGGAGGCCCAGCAGAGGGGGGCAGUGAGUCCAGGGGGUAGCAGCGCUGGUGCCAGUAAUAUUUACACCAACGGCAGCGGUGGUGGGACAGGGCACCCCAGUCCUGAGCCUUAUGACUCCGAGCUGGCCUGCUUCCAGCCGAUCACAGGAGGCGAAAUCGAAGUCAACUCCUCUGCCCUCAAAUCCAGCACCCCUCUGAUGGUUAGGAGUAGCAGUGACUCUGCAUUGGGACCCCCAGGAGAGAGUGGACAGCAUAACGAGGAACUGACUGACAGGCCAACUGCAGACAUGGACCAACACUUGACUGAUGUGUCCAACAGCAAAGCCCAACACUUCACUGUCAACAGCCUCACAAAAACGGUGGAGAUUUCAGGAGAAGAUGGGCCGCUCGGGAUCCACGUGGUGCCCUACUGCUCUUCUCUGAGUGGAAGGGCUUUAGGUCUGCACAUCAGGGGUGUGGAGGAGAACAGUCGCUCCAAAAAAGAGGGAAUAUUCCAGGACGAUGAGUGCAUUGUCAAAAUAAAUGACACUGAGCUGAUGGACAAGACCUUCUCACAGUCACAGGAAGUGUUCCGGCAGGCCAUGCGUUCACCCAUCGUGCGUUUAGAAGUUCUUCCAGUCACUAACAAAGAGUGCUAUGAAAAGAGCCUUAUCAGUCACCUUUAUAGCUCUGAGAACCAUGAUGGUGCCUUCCGGCCCAAAGAGCCCCUGCCGCUGAAGGUGAAGCCUAUGGUGCGGCCUGUGGAAACGUCAUCCUCAGGCAGGCAGGCUGAGCCCCAGGAGAGCAGCAGCAGUGUGGAGAGCCGCUGUCUGAGCACUCCUCUGCCCCUCAGUUUCUCCCCCACACCCCGCGGCAAGAACAGCGACAGCCCCCUCCUCAAAAAAAGCCAUGCACUCUCGCCUCUAGCCGGCUUUGCGAGCAAGAAGGGUGGAAAGCGGCUGAAAAUCGACUUGAAGAAAGGUCCAGAAGGCCUGGGUUUCACUGUGGUUACCAGAGACUCUUCAGUGCAUGGACCCGGCCCCAUCCUUGUCAAAAACAUCCUCCCUAGAGGGGCUGCUGUCAAAGAUGGCCGCCUGCAGUCUGGUGACAGGAUCUUGGAGGUAAAUGGAGUGGACAUCACAGGCCGGACGCAGGAGGAGCUGGUGGCCAUGCUGCGCAGCACUAAACAGGGGGACAGUGUGUGUCUGGUGGUGGCCAGGCAGGAGGAGUUGUUCUUGCCGCGAGAGCUGAAGGAGGAAGUGGUGCGUACUGUCCUUUCUGAAGAGGGGAAGGAGCAGCUGAUGUUCGAGGUGCCCCUGAAUGAUUCUGGCUCAGCUGGGCUUGGAGUCAGCCUUAAAGGCAACAAAUCCCGCGAGACUGGAGAAGACCUGGGCAUCUUCAUAAAGUCCAUCAUCCAUGGAGGAGCUGCCUAUAAAGAUGGCCGCUUGCGAGUGAAUGACCAGCUGAUUGCAGUGAAUGGAGAACCACUCUUGGGGAAGUCCAACCAUGAGGCCAUGGAGACCUUGCGGAGGUCCAUGUCCAUGGAGGGGAAUCUGAGAGGGAUGAUUCAGCUUGUGGUACUCCGAGGCCUACUGCCAUCAAGCCAGGAGUACCCAGACGCCCGGAAGAUUCUCAAUCGAUCCUUUGAUAGCUGUGUAGGCCAGGCCGGACUGCUCAGCCAAUCAGACAGCCCGCUGCAGCCUGCCAUGGUGAUGAACAGCAUCUACGAGCGAUCCGUGGUUUCAAAUGGGGGUUAUGGUGAAGAUGAAGCUUACAGGCAGGACGGAGGUUUGAAAGGAGUCAUGAACCAUCGUCCCCAUCAGAGUUUGGAGUGGGAAUCGUGCCCUCGCUCUGCAGAAAGCUCUUUCACUGCUGGAGGAUCUCAGGGUUCAAAUGAACAUCACGUCAAAUCUUCCAAGAGCAUGGACCUAGUUGCAGAUGAAAGCAAAGUGGCUGCCCUUGCAGGGCAAAAGUCAGUGUUCUCUGGAGUAGAGCUGGGUCCUACGCUGGGUCUAAAGAAGUCCAGUUCUCUGGAGAGUCUGCAGACAGCCGUGACCGAGGCCCAGAAGAGCGACCUGCUGCCCUUCCACAGACCCCGUCCCCACAUGGUGAGGGGCCGAGGCUGCAAUGAGAGCUUCCGUGCUGCCAUUGAUAAAUCAUAUGACGGCCCGCCCGAUGAUGAUGAUGAUGAGGGCUCUGAGGCAAGCUCAGGACGGGACACCCCAGCCAGCGGCUCCUCGCGCCAAGGCCUCGGGGAGGGCGAUGAGAGCAAGAAGGACAAGAAGAAGAAAGCCAAAGGGAAGAAGAAGGACAAAUUGAAAAGCAAAGGGAAGGACAAGGAAAAGAAGAAAGCAGAGGAGGCCACCGAGGAGCCAGAUAAGAAGACAAAGAAGAAGGGAUUUGGACUGCUGAGGUUUGGAAAAAAGAAGGAGGAGAAGAGUAAAGCAGAGAGUAAGAUGAGCAUGACUAAGCAGACUUCAGAAAUGCUGAGUGAAGAAGAGCUGGAGAGGAUGAAAGAAGAGAGAGAGAGGAUUGAAGCUAAGCACCAGGAGUUGAGAGACCAGCAGGCCCGAGAUCGUUUUGCUGCUCCUGACGUUGAGGAUGAUGAUGCAGACCCCAACUAUGCUCGGAUCAACACCUUCAGAGAACGCCUGAGCCCAAAUCAGCCAAUGUACGCAAACCGCAGCCCAUCACCCCAAAGAUCUGCACCCCUACCUUCUAACAGCCAAGUGGCCUCUGCAGAAGACCCACUCAAUGGCCUCUAUGCCAAGGUUAACAAACCCAGAGGUCCACCACCACAUGGAGCAGACAGCAGUAUGGAUCGCAUCCAGCAGUUGCGUAGAGAGUAUCAGCAGGCUCGGAGAGAGGGAGCUGCUCCAGCGUAUGAAGAGAGAGAGUCUCGACGACGAGGCUCCGAAUACGACCCUCACCGGAUGCCUGUGAGGAGUCCUGACCCCAGACUGGCACCUCGCUACGAAGACGUGGAGCGGCAGUACGCCUCCCUGCCCAGAAGAGGUCCAGUGGAACCUGAAGAGUACCCGGGACAGCCGUGGACUGGACACAGGGAUCCUGCCCACUACCCUGCCCCACAGCCAGCCUACCAUUCCAACUACCCUCGCCCGCUGGACCCUCGACAGGGUGACCCAGGUUUCUACCACCCCCCUCCUCCACAGAGAGGGCCUCUGCGGCAAGACGUACCCCCCUCUCCCCCUGUACCCCUCCGCGCUCCCCGUUAUGACACCAUCAACCGCGGAGGCUUCCGGAACACCAGCCCAGAACGCUUCGCCUACGCAGAAGGACGACCUUCUGACCCCAGACAGAAAAAUGCCAUGACUGCAGCUGUUUAGGCACAACACCACAUGUCUUUGUGCAAAGUGUUGUUCAUUCACCACUGCAACUUGUCAGUCGCCUUUUCAUGGACAGUUUAUGUACUUGACGUCUGUUUUUGCUGGGUCUUGUCCUCGGUAACUUGCAGUGCUGCCCAAGGCCACAUCUCAAAGUACUGACAUCACAUUCCUAACUGCUCAGCCAAGAGAAUGUCAAUAGAGCUGCAGGACUGACCUCUUCUGACCCCUGCUGUCCCUGAAUGAGGGCCAAAAGCUUCUGCAAAACUUGACCACAACAGAGGAGCGCAUGUGUGUAUGCACUUACAUGUGUCAAAAACAAACCAAGUUGAACUGUAGAUUAAUGACGGUCUCUCUCCCAUGGUGCCGUGUGAGCAUGCCUGAGGGAGUUGGACGCUUGUCCAGAUGACAGACAGGAUUUAAACCCCUUCCAGCAAGACUUCCGAUGUAUUUGGCGCAUGCUAAAGAACGCAGCAUGGACUCUACACAGCAGUCACAAAGAGUUCUGGAACGCACACAGUGUAGACAUGUUAUUAUAGCCGUGUUAAAGCACACCAUAUACAGUACUCUCCUUCAGUGCCGUCUUGAGUAUGGAAAGAACCACUAUAGUUUGUGCGUCUUGCAGCCUUUACACUUUAAAUCACCGCAUGUUUCCAUUAAACAACCACUCUGCACACAUUAAUCUGUAACAGUUAGGUAUUCCUACUCAUGUUCUUUCAUAUAUAACCGUUAGCAGAGAGGACAUCUAUGAAUUUUAAAAUUUUCAAGUGAAGGUACGUCACGCUAUAUAAACAGACCUUUUUGGGUUUUUUUGGUUUCCUUGAAGUUGACGAUGAAAGGAGAAAGGAGGAUUCACAAAACAUAAGCCACUGUAGAGGCAUGAGUUGUUUCUCCACAUGCCUCCUUCAGCUGACACUGGCUUUUCUGCCAACUGCUCUUGCUGACCCAACCCUCAUUAUUAUAUCUGUUUUCUACCAUAUUUGUAGUUGGUGCACACUUUGAAUGUACAAAUUGACACUCUCUGCAUUCAGAGACCAGAUAAUAGACAAAUCAGAUUCUGCUUCUUCCAUAGUAAACGUGUAUCAUGUUAAUCUCCAUAACUAGGUAUUAAAAGAUGUCUGUAAUGAAAAAUGUUGCUGGUCUCAUAGCAUCAAACAUUUAUACUAAACAUCACCUUUUUUUAUUAACCACUUUUAUAACAUCUACUUAUUAAAUAUGCAUUGGAAAACAUG